AUGGAUAGGUCCAAUCAGACUUCCCCCAUGGUGGGGUUCAUUCUCCUGGGCCUCUCAGCCCACCCAGGGCUGGAGAAAAUGUUCUUUGUGCUCAUCCUGCUGAUGUACCUGGUGGUCCUGCUGGGCAACGGGGUCCUCAUGCUGGUGACCACCCUUGACUCCCACCUGCACACGCCAAUGUACUUCUUCCUGGGGAACCUCUCCUUCCUGGACAUCUGCUACACAACCUCCUCAGUCCCCCUCAUUCUCAACAGCUUUCUGACCCCCAGGAAAACCAUCUCCUUCUCAGGCUGUGCUGUGCAGAUGUUUCUCUCUUUUGCCAUGGGAGCCACAGAGUGUGUGCUCCUGAGCAUGAUGGCAUUUGAUCGCUAUGUGGCCAUCUGCAACCCCCUUAGAUACCCCGUGAUCAUGAGCAAGGCUGUCUAUGUGCCCAUGGCCAUCAGCUCAUGGGCAGCUGGUCUCACCACCUCUAUAGUUCAAACAUCGCAGGCCAUGAGGCUGCCGUUCUGUGGGGACAACAUCAUCAACCACUUCACCUGUGAGAUCUUGGCUGUCCUGAAGUUGGCCUGUGCUGACAUUUCCAUCAAUGUGAUCAGCAUGGUUGUGGCCAACGUGAUCUUCCUUGCAAUCCCAGUCCUGUUCAUUUUUGUCUCCUACAUGUUCAUCAUUGCUACCAUCCUGUGGAUCCCCUCAGCUGAGGGGAGGAAAAAGGCCUUCUCCACCUGCUCUGCCCACCUCACAGUCGUGGUCGUCUUCUAUGGGACCAUCCUCUUCAUGUAUGGGAAGCCUAAGGCCAAGGACCCGCUGGGGGCAGACAAACAGGACCUUUCAGACAAACUCAUUUCCCUCUUCUAUGGGGUGGUGACCCCCAUGCUCAACCCCGUCAUCUACAGCCUGAGGAACAAGGACGUGAAGGCUGCUAUGAAGAAGCUGAUACAUCAGAAACACCUAACUGAGUGA
This is a messenger RNA of Equus caballus (horse), 960 nucleotides long. Lineage: Eukaryota; Metazoa; Chordata; Mammalia; Perissodactyla; Equidae. The record is from RefSeq and is a predicted model, not a curated record.